AUGAUGAGCGGCCGCACGGUUUGCCCUCUGCUGUUGCUCUGUUUGCUGGCCGCCGGGGCAGGCAGCUCGCCUGAACUCCCCGGACAGGAGAGGCCAGAGCGGGGCAGCUCCCCAGCUCCGCCAGCCCCCCGGGCAGGAGGGAAUCCCGGAAGGAAUGGGAUCCCCCUGAACCGGAGGAGCGGUCAGCCGCCCCUGGAAGCCACCAAAGCGAAGUUGGGAGCCCUCGCCCAGUUCUUCGGCAAGUCCCGCCUCUUGGUGCUGGCUGCCCCCGACCCCUCGGAUAACUCAUACCGCCUGAUGGAGCAGCAGAUAGACCUGAAGAGCCGGCGGCUCCGCUGCCAGUUGGCAGCCAGGGACCUCUUGGUCCUGAUCUUGUUCCAGAAGGCCAGCGCCUCCCCGGGCAAGUUGCACACCGUCUCCCCGGAAGGCGAGGUCUCAGAGGAGACAGUGGGAGCCCAGGAGGCGGCUCAGAUCCGGCAGCACCUGUCCCUGGAGGAGGGUCAGUUCGGGAUGGUGUUGCUCAGGAAAUCCAUGCAACUGUACGAGAGGUUCCCGUACGCCGUAAGGAUGGAGGCUGUGCUGGAAACUGUGGACCAAAUGCCCCUCAGGAAGAUCGAAAGCGUGACCAGGAGAGGACAACAGCUGAAGUGUAAGAGUGGGAGGGACAGGAAAUUGGGCUCAGGACAAUUACUCCACAACAGGAGGGGGAUGGUCACCAGAGGAAUGGUCAACAGGACAACGCUCAACAGAGGAAUGGCCAACAGGACCAUGCUCAACAGGACAAUGCUGAACAGGGGAUUAGGCAACAGGGGAAUGAUCAACAGAGGAAUGGUCAACAGGACAGUGCUCAACAGCAGAUUGAGAUCAGCCUCUCCCAAUUCCCAGAAACUGGUCCGUUCUAAGAGUGUCAGUUCCUCAGGGAAACCGGGAACGUCAGCCCCAGGCAACAGUCCACCCAGCAGGAGGACACUGGGCAAAAGGAAAGGUUCCGCCUCCACCCUGAACUCUAUUGGCAAGAGAAGAGCUGAGAGCCCCAGGAGUGCAGAUACACUCAGGGAGUCUCCCACAGUGCCACCAGGACAGCGGAUGAUGGAUCAGAUCAAAAAGAAGGUGCAGCAGAUGUUAAUGGCCAAACACCAGAAACCUGACCAGCGCAGGCUGACUCUUGUCACCCAGAAUAGGAACCAAAUAUCCCGGACAAGAACUCAUACCCACCACAUACCCCGGGUCCAUUCUACCAGCUCACCUCUAGGGUCCUCAACUAUGGCUCUUCUUAACAGGCCUGCAGCUGGCACUGAGCAGGAUUUCCAACCAGAGAAUGUUGCCCCCCUGAAACGGGACCAAUCUCAAUUGCCUCCAGCCCAGCCUGUGAGGCCAGGAAUCUUUGAAUCCAACCCCAGUACAGUUCAGUCUCAGGACAGUCUUUCUGCUUAUCAGACUCUGGAGAACUUUUCCACUCUCCCUACAGCUCCGACACAUCAGCUCACUGAGUCAGGACUUUGGAGCAAUGGAUCACCUAGCGUUCAAACCAGAAUUCUUGGGCUCUCUAACUCCUCUGGCCGAUUGUCUCAUGUCUCACACCUACAAGAAACAUCAGCCUCCCAUCCUGAGAGCCACCAAACAAUGGACCAGUGGUCAGACUCUCUCUCCAGGACCACACUUCCCAAAACCCCCAGGGUUCAUGUCACUGUGCAGCCCAUUGAAGGCAAGGCAGAUGGAGAGUUAAGCCAGCUGCCUCCAGAACUAGAGCAGGGGGGAGGGCGUCACUGGCAGGAUAACCCAAUAUCUGUACGAACCAGAGGCAAGAAAGUGGAGAAUAAGCAGGAAGGUAACUCGAACAAAGCAGUCAGAAACAAAGGCCGGAAAAACAGGAGAAACCGCAAGAACAAGAAAAAUGCCUCCAGAAACUCAAAGCAGAUUGACAACAGGGAGCUCCUGGGGUUUUUAGACCACUUUCGGAACAAGCGAAGAUUGCUGCUUAUUACUGCACCCAGAAAAGACAGCAAGCUCUACAUACACCAAAGGGAUGAGUACCUGGAACACAUAUGCCAGCUGGCUAUCCGGAAAUUCAGUAUGAUUGCUAUUCUAGGCUCACAAUCCAAUAGCACCCUGACGGUGGAACAUUAUCAGAAUGAAAACGAAUUAGCACUUGAAAAUCCACUUUCCGAAUCUGUCAAUGUUGAUCUGAUUGCUCAGCUACGAAGAGAAUUUGGGAUGUCAUUUGAUGAAUUCUUUAUGGCUCUGGUUGAUUAUGAUAUGAAAGCUAAGCAAUAUUUCGAUGUCCCUAUCCCCGUUAAGAUUCUAGUGGAUUAUAUGGACACACUGCCCUCGAGGCAGCCAGAGAUUGAGGAAGAAAAGAAAAAUGGUGUCACCUGUAUCAAACGCAACAGGGAGAUCAACAUCAACAAAUUUCUUUCCAGGUUGCUGUGGAAACGGAGAAUGUUAAUAAUUUCCUCUCCUUCUGAAGAAGAAUGGGCAUUUCAACAACAGCUCAUAGCGUUACAUGGCCAGGCCUGCAAUCUGGGAAUUCGCCACUUUACCCUAUUGAAGUUGGUGGGAUCAGGUGAAGAUGUUUCAGGAUCUAUGGAAGUGUUUCCAUUGAAUGGAAGAGCUGAAGUGGAUACAGAGGAGCUUUCCUCGAUGGUGGCGAAAGGCCUUCGUGAACACUUCCAGAUCAGUGAGGAGCACUUUAUGCUGUUCCUCAUCGGUAAAGACGGCACCAUCAACUCCUGGUACCUGACACCCGUCUGGUCGCUAGCGACCAUUUAUGAACUGGUGGACUCCAUGCAGCUGAGGCAAGAGGAGAUGCAGCUUCAAGAAACACUGGGAAUCUCCUGCCAGGAGGAUGACUACUCCCCCAGUUAUCGUGGAUACCCUGAGCAUGGAUAGCGUAACCGUAAUAGGAAAUACUUCUCAUGUUGUGGCCGUCACUGGCUGGGCCAGCAUUCAUCGCCAUCCGCAAUCCCCAGUGAACCGCCUUCUUGAAUCAUUGCAGUCUUUGGGGUGUGGGGUCAUGCACAGCAGUGAUUUUCAAAUAGUGU
Molecule: messenger RNA, 3041 nt
Organism: Rhincodon typus (whale shark)
Lineage: Eukaryota; Metazoa; Chordata; Chondrichthyes; Orectolobiformes; Rhincodontidae
Product: coiled-coil domain-containing protein 80-like
Exons: 8
Coding region: 1-2889 (962 amino acids)
Source: RefSeq, a predicted model, not a curated record